CAUAGAUUAAAUAUGGUCGCAGAGCUGUAAAAGAGAUUUAAAGAAUAAUGGACUCUAAAAAGAUAUCAUUCGGGUUUAGCAAAAUAUCCAAAAAUACCAAUUUGUUCCCAAUAAAUAAAGGAAAGGAAAAAGUAGAAACCAAAAUAGAGCUUAUAAAAUGUUUAGAAGGUCAAGAAAUAAAAUUAGUGGAAGAGAAGAAACCCGAAGCUUUAAUAGUUAUACCUUUAAAGGAAAACACCAAAACUUCUGCUGCACUCGCCAGUUUGAUUAAAAGACGCGCUGUUUUAUUAGGCGAAGCAGACGAACCGCCACCUGAAGAACCCGUAUGCAAAGAAGUCUCUACCACAACCAAUGGCAAAAGUGGAUAUGCCAACAGCGAGAGUUUGGAGGAAAUGGCGGCACGCGAAUUACUAGCUUCAGUACAAAAUAACGGUAGCGAGCCAGUUGACCAAAAUCUUGUGCUACCUGCUUUGAAAGCAGACGAGUUACCACUUGAGGGCGCUAAACAGUCGUCAAUGGACGAUUAUGAGAGUAUCCCUAUAGAACAAUUUGGUAAAGCUAUGUUACGGGGUAUGGGCUGGGUAGAGCCCGUUCAAAAAAAAGGUAAACCGACAGAAGAUGAAAUGCCAUUCGUCCGUCCAAAGGGAAUGGGUUUGGGUGCUGAUAAAGCACUAAAGAAGCAGCCUUUACUAGUAGCUCCCGAAAAGAAUGAAGUGCUUGAAGUCAAGAAACAGGCGUAUGUGCGCAUACUGGGUGGAAAGCAUAAAGACUUGUAUGGUCAAAUAGAGGGUUUCGACGAUCAUGCUGGACGCGUGAUUGUCAAAAUGGCAAUUGGCGGAGCUAAAGAAGCAUUUAACGAGUUUUUAUGUCAACCAGUAUCUAGAAAAGAGUUCGCACAAUACGGAAAAUGCAUCAAUACAGCGAAAUAUGAAGAAUAUAAAAGAAUGGAAAAUGAACAUGGACAAAUUGUUAUUAAAAAGGAGGAAACCGAUACAAAGUUAAGUGGGUAUAAUAAAAAGAGCGAAUAUAAAAAUGAAUUUGACGACAACAGCAAAUCUGAAAAUAAUGGCAGAGAUAAACGCGAUGAAAGGCGAACAAAUAAUUGGCCCAUAUCGAAAUCGACACAACAAAGUAAGUACGAGAGCGGAAGGCAGCGUUGUGAUAAUCAGAGCAGUUCCCGCCGCCCUCACUCCAGUAAUGGUGACCGAGAAGAAGACACCAGACGACGUGACGAUUAUAAGAGUAGCAACUCGCGACGUUAUGUGUUAGAUGAGCAACGGAGUGGCUCUAGUCGUCGAGAACGUUACGAUGAACGCCGCAAUGAUGAAGGUAAACUCAAGCGUGCAUCAUCAAGGGGCACCAGUCGGACAGAUUAUGAACAGCAGCGUAUGCCAUCAGCUAGUGGUAGUAGCAGACGUCAACAGUACACCGAUGAUACCAGUGCUUCUUCAGGUACGGACAGCGAUUCAGACUCGGCUUAUGAGCGUAAGCAUAAAAAGAAAUCAAGCCACAAGUCAAAAGCUAAAAAGAAGGAUGCUAAAAAAUCGAAACGUAAGCACCGACAUAGAGCAACCGACACAGAGAUCUCGUCGAACAGUGAUAGUGCAGAGGAUGAAGAUGCAAAUCGAAAUAGGCGGGAAAAGAAGCAGCACAAGAAGAAGACGAAGAAGAGCAAGAAGCCCCGUUCAAGGUCCCGUUCUCAUGACCGUAGCAGCAGGAGGUGACUUUUGCUGAAGCGAUAAUGAAUUCCAUACGUAAUUUAGCUUAUGCUUAAACUGGAGUCAUUAGAAUCUUAUAUGAAAAUGAAACUCAUUUGUUCACAAUUAUUUGAGUAACCCUCAUUCAUAAUGUAAACACGUACGUACUAAUUUUUUAGGUAUUAUAUGUAUUUAAUAUUUGUGAAAUAAUCGUGUUUGUAUUUAAAUAUGUAUUUCGCCAGUAGGAAAAAUGCUUAACUAUACUUUAGGGUUCGAACACUUAAUUUCUUUCACAUUAAAUAAAUCACAAUUACAAUGAGAUUACUUGGAUGUAAGCCUUUAAAUGCGUAAAUGAAUCACGAUGGCGACAAAGUCGAAAUGAUAGAUGAAGAUGGUAAUUCCAGUACUAUUUGAGAUAUCUUAUCUCGUCGAUAAGUGACUCGAGAUUUUCUUAUAGGAUUAUGAACGAGUACUCAACUGGAUGUUAUCAAAGGUUAUUUUUUUGUUUAAUGGCACUAAGCUUUAAUGGUAACAUUUUAAAGAAAUGUCCACUUUCUUGUGAUGUAAAACUACAUGAAAUAAGUAUUAUUGGUUGAUGAAGUAUUUUGCAUUCUUUAUAACUACAUUCGAUUGCAAAUUUUUUGGUGAUUUGCUUAAAUAUUUGUUCAAUGUGUCUUUGAUGUUUUAGAUAAAGCUUACUCACUAGAAAUCUAUGUAGUAGAGGAUCAAACUUUCAAUACAGAAUAUCGUAAUAUUUAAUAUCUAUUUGAUAAAUUUGCGCAUAUUCGCUCAUUAUUUAUUAUUUAAAUUCUUAAUAUUUCAUGAUUUCGAUAAUUUAAUUAGCUUUGGUCAUAUGCUUUUUACAUUAAAUGGAAAUGUUGAACAUAAAAAGGUGCAAUCAGCAUAUGGAGUUUCCAUGAAGUUUUGUUAUAAAUGACAUUAUGAACCUAUAAUGCCACAAAUUCAUAGCUAAGACAAAUAAAUUAUUUAAAAUGUAAAAGAAGAUCGUGCGUGAAGUGUAGAACGAAAUUUGAAAAAAAAAAACC
Messenger RNA from Anastrepha obliqua, 2743 nucleotides. Its product is annotated as G-patch domain and KOW motifs-containing protein. Gene Ontology annotation, cellular component: spliceosomal complex. Gene Ontology annotation, biological process: mRNA splicing, via spliceosome. Bases 48 to 1724 code for a protein of 558 amino acids. The transcript has 3 exons. NCBI's taxonomy places the organism in Eukaryota, Metazoa, Arthropoda, Insecta, Diptera, Tephritidae. The record is from RefSeq and is a predicted model, not a curated record.